AUGGGCGCCACACUGCCUUCGCCGGCGGCCGAAACUCCAUCGUCGACGCUUGCGGUGUUUGACGAGGACGCAGCUGCGUAUCGCGCCUCGCGCCCUCGGUUGCCUGUCCCUGGCCGCCGCAACGUCCUCAUUACGUCUGCAUUACCGUACGUGAACAACGUGCCUCACCUGGGUAACAUCAUCGGCUGUGUGCUGUCAGCGGACUGCUACGCGAGGUACUGCCGCGCGCGCGGCCACAACUGCAUCUACAUGUGCGGUACGGACGAGUACGGCACGGCGACGGAGACCAAGGCCCUUGAGGAGGGCCUCACGUGUCAGCAAAUCUGCGACAAGUACCACGCCAUCCACGCGGAGAUUUACCGCUGGUUCGACAUCGCCUUCGACCGGUUCGGCCGCACGCCUACACGCGCGCAGACAGCCAUUGCUCAGGACAUCUUCAAGUCCCUCCACGCCAACGGUCAGCUGGUUCAGCAGGAGAUGCAGCAGCUGUACAGCGAGGCGGCUGGAAAGUUCCUGGCGGAUCGGUUCGUGUACGGCACCUGCCCCAAGUGCGGCUAUGACGACGCCCGCGGCGACCAGUGCGACGGCUGCGGCAACCUGCUGAACCCCACCGAGCUCAUCAACCCGCGCUGCAAGCUGACUGGCACCACCCCCGUGCUGCGCUCCACCCGCCACGUCUUCCUCGACCUGCCGCAACUCAGCCCCGCGCUGCAGGAGUACAUCACCACGACCAGCACCCAGGGCGGCUGGUCAGCCAACUGUGUGCAGCUGACAAACGCCUGGAUGCGGGACGGUCUCAAGCUGCGCUGCAUCACCCGCGACCUCAAGUGGGGUACCCCGGUGCCGCUGGAGGGAUACGAGGACAAGGUGUUUUACGUGUGGUUCGAUGCGCCCAUCGGCUACAUCUCCAUCACUGCCGGGUACACCCCCGACUGGGAGGCCUGGUGGAAGAGCCCCAAGGAUGUGGAGCUGGUCCAGUUCAUGGGCAAGGACAACGUGCCCUUCCACACCGUCAUCUUUCCCGCCACCCAGCUGGGCACCCAGCAGCCCUGGACCAUGAUGAAGAGCAUCUCAGUGACGGAAUACCUCAACUACGAGGGCGGCAAGUUCUCCAAGAGCAGGGGGACGGGCGUAUUUGGCAACCAGGCCAAGGACACGGGCAUCCCGGUGGAGGUGUGGCGCUACUACCUGCUGGCCAACCGCCCCGAGCAGGCUGACACGGACUUCAAAUGGUCCGAUUUGGCCGCUAAGAACAACUCGGAGCUGCUGGCGAACCUGGGCAACUUCAUCAACAGGUCGCUGAUGUUCGUGGCCAAGUUCUUCGAGGGGGUGAUUCCGGGGGCUACGGAGGCGGGGCUGGCGGAGGCGGAGGAGCUGGGCAAGACUGUUGAGGAGUACAUAUCCGCGCUGGAGCGCAUUAAGCUGAAGGAGGGCCUGAGGCUGGUCAUGUCCAUAUCGGCGGAUGGAAACAAGUUCCUGCAGGACACCAAGCCGUGGGUGGCGGUCAAGGAGGAUAAGGACAAGUGCGCCACGUUGGUGGCAACAAGCAUGGGUCUGGUGCGGCUGCUGGCGGCGGUGAUGGCCCCAUACAUGCCCUCUCUGUCGUCUAAGAUUCUGAGCCAGAUGGCGCUUCCCCUGGAGUCCAGCAUCGCCCUGACGGACGAACUGGUGGCCGGCAGCUACCGGCCCCAGACGCUGGUUCCCGCGGGUCACCCCAUCGGCACUCCGGGGCCCCUCAUCAGCCAGAUCACGGAGGAGCAGGUGGAGGCGCUGAGGGCCAGGUUCGGCGGGAACCAGGCUGCGGAUGAGGCGGCUGCCGCUGCGGCUGCGUCCACCUCCAAGCCCGCGGCGGCAGGGAAAGGCAAGGCCGCGGCCGCCGCCGCCUUGGGCGGAGACAAGAAGGCAGGUGGUGGAGGUGGCGGCGGUGCGGCGGACGACGGUCCCAUUGACGUCAGCCGUCUGGAUGUGCGUGUGGGCCGCAUCCUCAAGGCCUGGCGCCACCCUGAUGCGGACUCGCUGUAUGUAGAGGAGGUGGACGUUGGCGAGGAGAAGCCGCGGCAGGUUGUGAGCGGUCUGGUUCGCUUCAUUCCUUCCGCGGAGGACCUGGCGGGCCGGCGGGUGGUGUUGCUGUGCAACCUGAAGCCGGCGGCCAUGCGAGGGGUGCAGAGCCAGGCCAUGGUACUAGCGGCCACCAGCCAGGACGGAGCCAAGUUGGAGCUGUUGGAGCCCCCAGAGGGCGCCCCCUUGGGCGAGCGAGUCACCUGGCCUGGGUACGGGGCCGAGGGGCGGCAGCCCGACGAGGUGCUCAACCCCCGGAAGAAGAUCUUCGAGACGGUCCAGCCUGACUUCACGACGGAUGCGCAAUGUGUGGCCAUAUAUAAGGGGGCGCCCUUCACCACGAGUGCGGGGCCAGUCAAGGUGGCCACCAUCGUGGGGGCUACCAUCAAGUGAAGAAGCAGCAGAAGCAGAAAUUGGGAUGGGCUGACGGUCGGGCGGGGCAGCGUGAGGGAAAAUCCUGACUGACUGUGCUGUGAUGGGGGGCCCCGGCUGGAACCUGCCCUGCACCUUUCCCCGCCGCGCACUGCAUCACCCGUUGCUGCCUGCCGGACGUGCUGCUGCUGGGGUGUGCUGAGGGUGCGGGCAGCGAUGGUAGCCCCCAACUGAAAGGAGGAGGAGGGAAUGCGACCCGGGCGGUCUCUCUCUCCUGAAGAGAUGUCGACAGAACCCCUUUGCUUGUUCCCAAUCCCGCAUCAUGCUAUAGAGGCUGCGAACCACGUGCGUGUUCUUAUGCCACUUACCUGCCGGCGAACCUGUUUGCGUUGCGACCUGUUUGCGGAUUGCGAGCUGCGUGUCGUUAUGUUCCAUACCCGGCGAACCCCGUCCUCAUAGUCCCUUUUGGAUGAGGAACUGGCGAAGGCGUUUGCGCAAAAGACUGACCGGACAACAUUUUCCUAAACAGCUGCUUUAGUAAAACGGGUUAAUGCUUGCGGUGUUUGUGUUCAUGGUGGUGAUGGGGCUGGGUUGCAUGAUUUGGUGAUCAGUGAGGCUUUGAGGACGCUGACUGAAGCCGAACGUGCUCUAGUAAUCCUAAGAGGCGAACGAGUACUUAGCAACUGCAGCACGUGACCAUGUCAUAAAUGUAAUCGCAAUCGU
This is a messenger RNA of Volvox carteri f. nagariensis, 3153 nucleotides long. RefSeq lists its product as uncharacterized. Lineage: Eukaryota; Viridiplantae; Chlorophyta; Chlorophyceae; Chlamydomonadales; Volvocaceae. Gene Ontology annotation, biological process: methionyl-tRNA aminoacylation. The record is from RefSeq and is a predicted model, not a curated record. The transcript is spliced from 17 exons. Gene Ontology annotation, cellular component: cytosol; aminoacyl-tRNA synthetase multienzyme complex. Gene Ontology annotation, molecular function: ATP binding; methionine-tRNA ligase activity; tRNA binding. Bases 1 to 2451 code for a protein of 816 amino acids.